Caenorhabditis elegans is the source of this 2253-nucleotide messenger RNA. It is a transcript of the gene cest-24, whose product is annotated as Carboxylic ester hydrolase. Bases 78 to 2054 code for a protein of 658 amino acids. The transcript has 9 exons. Lineage: Eukaryota; Metazoa; Nematoda; Chromadorea; Rhabditida; Rhabditidae. Gene Ontology annotation, molecular function: carboxylesterase activity. The record is from RefSeq and is marked reviewed.
AGAAAACAUCGGAGACGUUUACCUUUCGUCUCAUCUCUGUGUCUCGUGAUCUCUCAUUUGGUUCCCGCCCACCUGAAAUGUAUUUCUCGACGUCCUCGUCAUCAAAUUUACCAGCCUGGUACUAUUUAAAAGGACCGAGAUUCGGAGGCGAGAGCCCAUUGCCGUUUUGCCAAUUUUCUCCUCCGGUUAGGCAGAACCAACAUUUUACAAAAUUAAAGUUAAAGCCAAGAAAAAAUUAUCGCUGCAAAUUCAAGAUGCCGCAAUUACUACUUCCCAUCAAAAAAGCCCGUGUUCGAACAUCGAGCAACCAGAGCAACAUGGGAACUUGCUUCUCAAACUUGAAGUCAGGAAAAAGUGAGAAUGCAAUCGUUCGAGUUCAACAAGGACUCCUUGAAGGUUUUCGCGUCAAGACCGCAAAAGGUGACCUCUGUGAUGUGUUUCACGGAAUCCCUUACGCAGAACCUCCAGUUGGAGAACUGAGAUUCCAGAAACCUCAGCCACCUAAAGCAUGGGAAGGGAUUCGAAAAUGUAACAAAUACCCGAAUCGAUCGAUUCACAAGGAAAUGCCAUGGGAUAAAGCUUUACCAAGUGCAAAUCAGAGUGAAGAUUGUCUCUACUUGAAUGUGUUUGCUCCAAAGAUCAGAGAAGAUAAGAAAUACCCAGUCUUGUUCUACAUUCAUGGCGGCGGAUAUGUAAUGGAUUCUGCAGAAAGAUAUACUGCCAAGAACAUCUGCAAACUACUUGUCUCGCGGGAAAUCAUUGUGGUGACCUUCCACUAUCGUCUAGGCUUCCUCGGCUUCCUAUCAACCGGAGAUGACGUGUGUCCCGGAAACUAUGGACUUUUUGACAUGCUUGAGGCAAUGAGAUGGGUCCAUGCCAACAUUUCCUCCUUUGGUGGUGAUCCAGAAAAUAUCACACUUUCUGGACAAUCAGCUGGUGCAGCUGCAGCAGAUCUUCUCUCAUUCUCCCCACUCACCAAAGGUCUUUUUAAAAGAAAAAUUGUGAUGGGUGGAAACUCAUAUUGCCACUGGGCAACGACCUCCAAUCAUGAUAUCAGAGAAUAUUGCAAGAAGUGGGCGAAACGACUCGGCUGGAAACCCCAACUAAACUACGCGAACAAACGGGAAGAAAGUGUCGACAUCUUCAAUUUUUUCAAUGGAUUGCCCACUUCAAAACUCGGUAUGACAAUGUUUUUCUCUAACACAAUUUUCAAAGAGUGUCAGCUUCCACUUGCUCCAGUUAUUGAUGGAGAAAUACUCCCACACGACUUGAAAGUUCUCCGAGAAACUCAAGAACAUGUUCCAUCACUUGUUGGUGGCGGAGAGUACGAAGCUCUUCUUUUCUGUGCAAUUGGUUUGCUACGGGGUACAGAGAAAGAAAUUAACAGCGCCAUCGACGUUUUGUCGAGGAAAAACCGAUUAUCCAGAUCAAAAAUCGAAGCGAUGACCGAGAAGGUUUAUGGUGAUUCGCCAGCACUGAGAGCAGACUCGAAAGCCAGAAAAAUGUUCUUUGUGCAGCUUAUCUCCGACAUUUUCGCCAACUAUGGAAACUAUCGGUUUAUGAGAGACUGCCAACAGCGAGGUGUCGAAUGCUAUGGCUAUUCAUUUGACCAUCAAAGUAAACAAAUGUGGGGAUGGCUACAGCACGUGGUUCCAUUUACCGGUGGAACUCAUACCUCUGAACUUUCUUACCUUUUCGACUGCAAUUACAUGUCCGCGCCACUUGGAAUGAACAAAACCGACAAAGUGGUUAGUGGAAUGACCGCCGAUUACUUCACAAACUUCGUCAAGUUUGGAACACCAAACGGUCCGAAUUCCCAAUUACCAAAAUGGGAACGGAUUUCACCAGACGAUGAGCACAUGAAAUUGAUCAGUAUAAAACCAGAACCAGAAAUGAAAACGACAGUUUACGGAUAUCGCAUGCAAAACUUUGAAGAUCAUCUCGGCAUGCUUUAUGAGGAAAAAGACAAAUCUCCGUUCUCUCCCCGUGGAAAUUUCAAACCUUCUAUUGUAUCUUCUGGUAGUGAUAAUAGUUUGCAUAUUAUGGUUAAUUGAUUUCAAUUCUUCCUUAAUUUAACUCUUCAUGUUUUUCAUAUUUUUUCUUGCUCCCUUCCUUGAUUGUCCCGGUCUGCCUAUAGUUUUACACGCUAGCGAUCUCACACUUGAUUCAACAAAGAUUCCCGAUUUCAAUUUUCGUUUCCAUUUUAUAACAUUUUAUCUUUUCAAUAAAAUACAAUGAAUUAAUUCUCAUUAA